Molecule: messenger RNA, 1353 nt
Organism: Notodromas monacha
Lineage: Eukaryota; Metazoa; Arthropoda; Ostracoda; Podocopida; Cyprididae
Source: the annotation of a GenBank genome assembly
AUGGCUGGGACAAGAAAGCAGGACAAUCCAGUCCUGACUGCAGCCAAAAGAGAAGACUACAAUGUAGUGAAAGCUGCCUUAGUUGAUCUGAAAAACAAGUCUAAAGCAAAGAAGGUUUCCUUGUGUGAGGAUAACAGUGCUGAACAAGCCAUUGAUUUGCUUGCUGAUGAUAAUGGGAAUGCUGGGACCCUUCUUCAUUAUGCUGCCCUUUGGGGGUGGACUGAUGUCAUCACUUAUGUUGUUGAAUCUGAAGGAAUAAAUGUAAAUCUGACCAACAAGAAGUCAGGCAAGACUCCCUUCAUGCUUGCUGUGGAGAACCGACAAAUGCUGGCUGCUUUGCUUCUACUGAUUCUUGGUGCCAACCCUCAAGCAAAGAAUAACAAUGGUUACACAGCUCUUCAUUAUGCCAUCAUGUGUGAUGAUGAAGAAACUGUUAGGUUCACCCAUUGGGUCAUGAAGAGGUCCAUCAAAAGUGAGUCUUGUGCCAAGGCAUACCCUUCAUUGGCAGCCUACUUGUGCUCACCAUUGUCUGGGGGUGAACAAACAGUGUGUCCAAAGUCUCCUACUGAUGUAUGUGACCCAUUGAAUGCAGAGAAUGAUGUGAAUGUAACUGCUCUUAUGGUUGCUGUGGCCUAUGGGAGAGUGAGAACCACCAAAGAGCUCUUGUGCCUUGGUGCCUGUGUGAAAAGAUGUGAUGCAGAUGGCAACACUGCUCUCAUCUUGGUCAGCCAGAUUACCAAAGUGGAGCAAAGCAAGGUCAAUUGGCUGAACAGGGAAAAUUACAACUCUGCAGAUGAAGAGAUUAUGACUCUUCUGUUGGACUAUGGCACAUGUCCCAAUGUUUCCAACUUCAAGGGUAGAACGGCAUUACAUUAUGCAGUGCUGUCUCGCAGGCUCAACUUGGUACAGCUUCUAUUGAGGGCUGGGGCUUCAGUUAAUGUCAGGGACUCUGAUGGUGCAAGUCCAAGGGACUUGGCUGUGAGGAGUGAUGAUGAAGUUUUGCGCACUUUUAUGUGCAUGUCACUUUCCAAGAUCAUCAGAGUGCUUGGAAAGAUGGCUCCUUUCCCUAGACCCAAACCAGGGUGUUCAUUGUGUGAACAACAUCAGCAGCAGCAUCAAGAAAAGCCUCUCUUCAAUCCUGCUUCCACAUGCCCUUUCCAGUUGGACUCGCCAAAUAAGCAGGCUGAGCAUUGCCAUUCAAAGCAGCACAGCCCAGUUCAAAUUUGCCCACAGCCUGUGUCCUUCAGUUAUGCCCCAGAGCCAUCUUGCCCAAGACUGAUGCCAAGUGCCCCUCCUGACAUCAGUGAGCAAAAUGAGAAAAGUUGCUCUUCACCACCUGCAGACUACAAGUAA